This is a messenger RNA of Daphnia magna, 2371 nucleotides long. RefSeq names its product polypeptide N-acetylgalactosaminyltransferase 1. The transcript is spliced from 8 exons. The record is from RefSeq and is a predicted model, not a curated record. Gene Ontology annotation, cellular component: Golgi apparatus. Bases 418 to 2304 code for a protein of 628 amino acids. Lineage: Eukaryota; Metazoa; Arthropoda; Branchiopoda; Diplostraca; Daphniidae.
AUGUGUUUCCCGAGGGGCCUCUUUAAGAAAGGUGCAACACAUUACCUGUGUACGGUUAUAGGGAAUUGAAAGUAGAAAAACACUAUUAAAAAAUAAAUGUGUGCGUGAAGUCCUUGAACCGUGUGUGUAUGUGUCUGGCGACAUAUUGCCAGAAGUCCGGAACGAUCGAACGCAGGCAUUUGCCACGUUGCAGUCGAAUUUGUCAGGUUGUUAAAAGAACGCCUCUCGUUCCUGAUGUUUUCGAGGCAGUGGCUAAAACGUCAAUCAAAUUAUUUUCGUGUUUUUCCUUUGAGUGUUGAUUGCUGCCUAACGUAGCUACAGACGACGCUUUGCCUUUGCCACCUGUAAGACUGAAAACAAGUUCAUAAACCAUAUCUUUUUUGGGGGCAACAGUUUGGCUUUUGUGGUAUAAAAAUCAUGCUCAGAAUGUUGAGAGCCAGAAGAAAGAUUUGGAAAUAUCCUGUCUUCCUUGGUAUAUUUGGCUUAAUAGUUUUUGGCAUACGUCAAACACAGCAUGAUGGAUCUAGCAGUACAGGAAGUCAUCAAAAAUUCCCUGCCGAACCAGCAAUCAAUGAUGGUGGCUUAGAAAAAUUCAAUGAGAUACAAAAACACAUCAUUCAAGGUUUGGAGGUAACACCUCCCAAAGUUGUUGUGGUGAAGCAGCCCAAAAUUGAAAACAAACAAGAAAAAGAAGUGCCACCUAAACCAAUAAAAGGACCUGCCAACAAAUAUGAUUUAGAAAUUGCUGCUGAUAUUCGGAAGAUUGAAAGUGAUCUUGGUGCUGAUGGAAAAGCAGUAAAACUUUUUGGCUCUGAGCUUCAGGAGGCUGAGGAAAUUAUGAAAAAAGAAGCCUUCAAUCUUUUUGUCAGUGACAGGAUUUCGUACAAUAGAACACUGCCUGACGUUCGCGAUUCACUGUGCAAAGACCUUACCUAUGACAGGAUAUUACCUAGCGCCAGCGUCAUAAUUAUUUUCACUAAUGAAGCCUGGUCUCCAUUGAUACGGACUAUUUGGAGCGUCAUCAACCGAUCUCCAGCUCAACAUCUAAAAGAAAUUUUGUUAAUCGACGAUUUUAGCGACCGCAUUGAACUCCAAGGUAAAUUGGAGAGGUACAUCGAAACACAACUCCCCUCCAAAGUCAGGCUAGUCAGACUGAAGGAGAGGCAAGGACUCAUAAGGGCUCGUUUGGCUGGUGCAAAAGAAGCAACCGGUGAAGUCAUCAUAUUCCUCGAUUCUCACUGUGAAGCAACCUUAGGUUGGCUGGAACCCCUACUACAACGUAUAAAAGAUGACAAACGCGCGGUUCUGGUACCAAUUAUUGAUGUUAUCGACGACAAAACCUUAGAGUAUUACCACGGCUCACCUGAAAGCUUCCAAAUUGGAAGCUUUACAUGGUCCGGUCAUUUUACAUGGAUGGACAUUCCCAAAAGAGAGAUCAAACGCAGAGGCAGUCGUGUGGCACCCACUAAUAGCCCAACGAUGGCAGGAGGUCUCUUUGCAAUUGACCGGCAGUAUUUCUGGGAUUUAGGGUCGUACGACGAAGGAAUGGACGUAUGGGGAGGUGAAAACUUGGAAAUGUCCUUUAGAAUUUGGAUGUGUGGAGGAAGCCUUGAGACUAUUCCAUGCAGUCGCGUGGGUCACAUCUUUAGAUCAUUUCACCCCUAUACAUUUCCCGGAAACAAGGAUACUCAUGGAAUAAACACCGCACGUGUAGUAGAAGUUUGGAUGGACGAGUACAAAGAACUUUUCUAUAUGCAUCGAGGAGAUCUGAAAACGGUCGAUAUCGGCGACACCACAUCGCGCAAGAAGUUGCGCAAACAGCUCAAAUGUAAAAACUUCAAAUGGUAUCUCGAUAAUAUUCUUCCAGACAAAUUCAUCAUGACUGAACAUUCCAACGGCUACGGCAGGGUAAUUAAUGAAGCUUUCGGGAAACAACUGUGUCUUGACAAUUUGCAGCACAACGAAGAUCAACCGUACAAUUUGGGACAGUACCCUUGUCAUGCGCAAAUGGCUAUGAGCCAAGUUUUCGCUUUGAGCAAACGGGGCCAGUUACGCCGUGAGGAAUCUUGCGCCGAGGUACAAGAUAAUAUUUCUGCUGAGGGGCCAGUGAAGAUGGUGGGUUGUCAGUUGGAUCCGUCUGAAGACCAAAAGUGGACACUAUCCGAGAACGGUGAAAUUAUUCACCUGCAAACAGGCAAGUGCUUAGACCGAGGAAACAACAUGGGACAGUCGGACGUGACAGUUCGCGAAUGCAACAAUGGUCCCUCGCAAAUAUGGAAAUUUGAUCAUUUUUACAAACAAUGAAAGCUCGCAAAAUUUAGAAGAAUUGACCAUUCUUUACCUCUCGGGAACCGUGCUCGCAUUUGAACAA